Messenger RNA from Mytilus trossulus (common blue mussel), 1443 nucleotides. Its product is annotated as chromobox protein homolog 8-like. Gene Ontology annotation, biological process: negative regulation of transcription by RNA polymerase II. Gene Ontology annotation, molecular function: chromatin binding. NCBI's taxonomy places the organism in Eukaryota, Metazoa, Mollusca, Bivalvia, Mytilida, Mytilidae. The record is from RefSeq and is a predicted model, not a curated record. Gene Ontology annotation, cellular component: chromatin; PRC1 complex. The transcript is spliced from 5 exons. Bases 116 to 1312 code for a protein of 398 amino acids.
CCCAGACUGAACAAGCCCGUGACGUCAGCCGAAAUGCAUUAUGGGAUGUAAACAACAUUAAAUUGGCAAAGAUGUCAUAAAUAAAAUGUGAAUUUAUUGAUAUUUUAAGCAUAUUAUGGAUAUUAACGAAAUGGGGGAACGAGUAUUUGCCGCCGAACGUAUUCUAAAGAAGAGGAUCCGAAAGGCUAAAGUUGAAUAUUUUGUAAAAUGGAAAGGCUGGUCUCCAAAAUACAACACGUGGGAGCCAGAAGAAAACAUCUUGGAUUCUAGAUUAAUUGUUGCUUUCAAUUCUAGCGAUGAGGCACAACCGAAGAAAAGAGGACCAAAGCCCAAGAAACAAAAGUUACAGGAAAACGAGGCUGCAGAAAAGGACAACACUUCAGACAGUGACUCCGACACAGACGAUGAUAAAAAUGACGACGAAGACAAAGACUCAAGUGACGAAUCUGCGAAUUCGUCAACAGACGAUUCGUUCAUUAAAACGGAAUUUGAAAAUAAUAAACAUGACAAAUCUGAUACAAACGAUGAAAAGUCUACAAAGAAUGAAGAUAGUGAAAAGGAAAGACGUGAAAAUAAACACGAUAGAAAAUAUUCAAUUUCAGAUGGAAAUAUGACCGACGAGAACGAUUUUCCUCUUCCGCCAACCCUUUCUCCAAUAAAUAUUCGAAGACCACGUGGUAGAAGUGGUCGUCCGCGAGGGAGACCACGUGGUAGACCACCUUUGGUACGCAGAGAUAUUGGACCACCGCCUUUACAGGUUGUGCUACGCGGUAGGGGAAGAGGGCGGGGACGAGGAAGAAUGAGAGGGAUAAGAGGAAUACGGAGAGGUAGGGGUCGCGGUCCGGGUCGACCUUUCGGGAGCCGGGGUACGGGUCGUGUGGGAAGACCACCCUUGAAUUUAAGAGCUGCGAUUACACGUGGUAACAUUCAUUCCAUUCGUAGAGGAAGUUUAAAUAUAAUCAGUAGUAUGGAGCGAAGAAAACUGAUGAAAGAAAAGGCACAACGAAUAAAAAACAUAUUGAAUAGAAAUGGAGGUACCUCGAACAAACAAUCAAACCAUGACGACGAGGGUAGUACGAGUCCAGAUGAAAUUCGAAGAAAUCCGUUCAUGGAAAGGACACAAAAAUCUAUGGAAAUUAAAAAUUACUGGACUCCUCCAACCAGUAUCAAAAGUGUUUUGGACCAAGUGAAAAUAACUGACGUAACUUCCGCUGAUGCGACGAUAACUAUCCGAGAGGCUACGAGUGAAGACGGAUUUUUCAAAAACCGAGAUGAGAGCAUAGGAUCUCCUUCAUCAAAGGACAGUGAAUGAUCGUAUGUGGCUUUCUGUUGCUUGUACUAAAUGGUGCUAUAUGUUUAAGGUGCAUGAUUGGAUGGUGGAAUGAUUGAGCAAAUGAAACUGUUGACCAUGUUUGCAAUAAAUUAAAAUUGUUGUCUUUAAAA